Messenger RNA from Cercopithifilaria johnstoni, 1101 nucleotides. The record is from the annotation of a GenBank genome assembly. Lineage: Eukaryota; Metazoa; Nematoda; Chromadorea; Rhabditida; Onchocercidae.
AUGGACGAUUUCAUAUUUCCGGAAGAUAUUGAUGAAGAAAACAAUGAUGCUAUGGAUUUGGACGCUGUUCAGAGUGGAGUAACGAUUUCUGAAGGAGAUGACCGGGAAUUAGAGUUAGUGUCAGAGAAUGUCCUCUCGGUUGGUUAUUGCGCUCAAGCUAUGAGUGAUACAUUAAAAAAGUAUGAAGAAGUCAAGGAAAGCAUUGCUGAAGUGGAUCAACUGGCGAUGCAGUUAUCCUUUGGAGUACGUUUACAAGCCGAAAUGGACAAAUGUGCCUCAGAGAGGAAGGAUUUUCCAUUGCAUAUUGUUCUGAAAAGACAAAAAUUGAGUUCUGGCGCAUCCCUACUAAUGAUUCAAUUGCGGAAUAAUUCACCAUUUGAAAUGAUUAAGUGGCAUUUGACUCUGACUACAUCCUAUCAAACAUCAACAACUGCUGAGGGUAAAGAUAAAAUAUUUACGAAAGCAAUACCAAUCGAACGACUUUCACAACAUUCCGAGUUCACUUAUGAAGUAUUUUGCACCCAUAAUUUGCCAAUAUCACUAUUCUUCCGAGUGCAUUUGUUUAAAUGUAUCCAUUUAUCAGGAGAUAGGGAGUCUCGUGCUUUUCGAAUUGCUCUUGAACCAAUUUAUUUAACUCAUUGGAAUACGGUUGCUAUAACUGCCAUAUUGGAAAAUACAGUCAGUCGAUUGGUUCAUUAUGCAAGAGUUGAUGAGGAGCAAAAAAUUACAUUACCUGAUGCUUUGGUAUACUUAAUUUGUAAUGGAAAACAAACAGAAACGAUGCUUCUCAAUUGGAUUAUCAUCAAUACAAUUACGGAUGGAUGUGAUUGUGUGAACUGUGUGGUACUGGACGAUGAGAAUGUUCGUUGGCCAUUUACAGUAGAGAUCAAAAAACGAGGAUUAAGCUAUGAUGUAGUGCUAAAGAUGAAGAAUGCAAAAAUGCGAUGUAUUUUGAUUGAUGAGUUGAAAAUAAGAAUUUUAAUUCGGAUGCGAUAUAUCUGGAAAGAAUUGAAGGAAAAGGAAGACUGUGAAUUACUUCUGGAUAAGAAAUCACUAUCUGACUGUUUCGCUUCUCUUAUUGCUAAAUAUAAGCGUCGAUAA